This is a messenger RNA of Saccharomyces kudriavzevii IFO 1802, 1506 nucleotides long. It is a transcript of the gene UGO1, whose product is annotated as mitofusin complex protein UGO1. The record is from RefSeq and is a predicted model, not a curated record. NCBI's taxonomy places the organism in Eukaryota, Fungi, Ascomycota, Saccharomycetes, Saccharomycetales, Saccharomycetaceae. The coding region runs from base 1 to 1506 and encodes 501 amino acids. The transcript has a single exon.
AUGAAUAAUAAUAGCGCCACGGAGGCAACAUCAAGGGCACAGAUGCGGCCCUAUUAUGAUCCUGAUUCAUUCAACGCCGGUUAUAGCGCUAUUUUCAAACCUGAAGAAGGUGUAGUAGAUCCACAGGGAUAUACCAUUGCGUCUAAACUAAAUGUUAUUAAUUCAUCCCCCACAACGAAGAGAAUGGCAAAUAUGUUUAAAAGUUCCCCAAUGAAAAAAUUAUCAAAUUCCAUAAACGAUGGAUUGUCAUCCGAUGGUGGUAGCAGCGAAAUAACUAGUUUGAAUAACUUCGAGUGGGCAGAACUGAUCAAUCUCCAGAAAUGGCGUAAAAUAUUUGAACAACUGCUCGAUAUGUUCUUUAGAAGAUAUUUUCAAUUGCUCAUCCAGCAGCCCUUUGAUGUAGCAAGACUGCUUACUCAAGUGGGUGAAUUUCAAGUACCCAAUACUAUAGUCAACGAAAGUAGACCUGAACCUCCGAUAAUCCUGCGGGAUGAAGAAGCCGGUGCCGCGGGGGAAGAGGAAGAAGGUUAUGGUUACGAUGAGGAGGAAAUCGAUUUCUUUCCCGUAGAAAGAAAGAUGGCUGAGGCAAACUCUAAUACGCCUUUUAUGGUCGAUGAGGCUGAUCAUCCACAUUCUGGACUCACUGAUAGUUCUCUAAUCAUCACUCCUCAAUCCCUACAUACAAUCGAUGUCAUCAAUGCUCUAUUCGACCAGGAGGGUAUUCGUGGUUUAUGGAAGGCCAACAACACAACCUUUAUUUAUAAUUUUCUUUCUCUAAGCAUUGACACUUGGUUCACAGGUUUACUUUCAUCUUUUUUGGGUGUUCCCGACCCUUACUUUAUGGAGGUUAUCAACUCAUCGGAUAUUUCUAAAUCUUUCAUCUUAGCCUUCGGCGCAGGGGUAUUCACUAGUAUCAUAUUGCUACCUGUGGAUUUGAUUAGAACUAGAUUGAUAGUUACAUCAUUUAAGAGGAAGAAGAAUGGCAAGACAAAUGUAAAGAGUAAGAUUACGAAUACCAGAAGUUUGAGACAAUUGAUUAGAUGUUGGUCAUGGCGUAAAAACGGUGUUUCCAUUCCUCUAGACAUGUGGUCCUUGACCAUUCUACAAUCUAUCAAUAACAGUUUUUUCAACAAAUUAUUUGAUUUAGUCAUCUACAAUCAAUUUCAUAUCGAAAAAUACUCUCAAACUGUGAUGUAUAAUACGAUGAAGUUUUUUUCUAAAUCAAUUGAACUGUUUAUUAAAUUACCGGUAGAGAAUCUGUUACGUCGCUGUCAAUUAAACUACCUAUUGAACGAUCAACGGUUGUUAUUUAAAGUUGACUCCACGGAAUUGAUAGUAAAACCAAAAAAAUAUAACGGUAUAUGGGAUGUGGUUAGAAACAAUUCUAAAACGGAUAGGGGCCAACUCUGGAACGGUUGGAAGGUUGGUGUGAUUAGCUUAAUUUGCGGGUAUGGGCUACAAAUGAUAAAUAAGGUUGAUAUCAACAUGGAGCAAGAGAAAUUCUAA